This is a messenger RNA of Eupeodes corollae, 955 nucleotides long. RefSeq lists its product as uncharacterized. Gene Ontology annotation, molecular function: protein binding. The record is from RefSeq and is a predicted model, not a curated record. Lineage: Eukaryota; Metazoa; Arthropoda; Insecta; Diptera; Syrphidae. The transcript has 4 exons. The coding region runs from base 138 to 872 and encodes 244 amino acids.
UUUGCAAUUGCAAUCCGUUAUAAUUUCUAACUGCUUCAAUUUAUUAAGUUAUACAUUCUCGUUCUCACUUUCCGUUAUUUUUAUUAUAAUAAUUCAUUUAAACUAUUCUUAUUUAAUUUUAAAUUAUUAAACAAAAAAUGCCAUUUGAAAUAAACGAUGGUAGGACUCCGCCAACCGUAUUGCUCAGCAUGAGUCAGUCUACACCGGGGGGAUUAGAAUAUGAGCGUAAUUCAACCACACCAAUACCACAUGGCCGAAAUCGAACAAUAAUUCACAAAAAUGUCGAGCAAUUCAAAGACGUAUCCAAUCUUAAAGUGAACUACCGCAACAGGCGAAGUUUUACUCCUGUUAAAAACUCCUUGUUUUUGAAAUCACCAGAAUUGUCGCCAAUAGAUACGGCGGCAAAUAGUCAACAUGGUUAUCCAGAAAACGCAAGAUAUUCCUCACCAAAUCUAGAACAGUCGUUGACUCCAGGAGAUUACAAAGUACUUGAACAAUCCCUUACACCGGUUGAAUUUAAGGUUCCACCAUUAUUAUAUAAAACCAAUGAAGGUGAAACUCCGAUUAGACCUCAUCAUUUUCAUAAACAAAACCGUCCUCAUAAAUCAUCAGAAAUCCAAUUGGAAGAUCUAAAUCAGACUCAAAGUCUAGAUAAAUCCGCGUCGCAUGGUUAUUUAAAUCACAAACUGGAAGUUCGUUUGAUUUUGAAAAAUGCAGGCAUGCAGCAGUAUACUGAAGCUUUUGAAAAAGAAAAGAUGGAUUUUGGGAAAUUUCUUUCACUCUGUGAAGAGGACUUAUUGCGAUUAGGAGUGGAACGAAAAGUAGACCGUAAGGUCAUUUUUAAUAUUAUUAGUGAUUUAAAUGCCAAUUGAUUUGUUUUAUUUCGCUGUUUACUAUGUAUAAUAUCUUCUUGUAUAUGAAAAAAUGUAAUAAAUUGUUUUAAUUUUGUAUACAA